AACCUACCAAUCAGAUAACGGCUUACAUGUCUUGUGAAAAACGAAAGCUACGACCUGAUUGGUCGCUGUGGGUUUUGUUCAGGAAAGUCAACAGUUGGACCAGGAAGUAAGUUAUUGCCAGCUGCUGUAGUACUACAAGUCCCAGAAAGUCACAUGACUUGUUUGUACAGGCAGCAGGUAGAAGCGGCCACUCCUGCAUUCCCGGGCCCCUCCUCUCCAGCGUCUGUUCCUCUCUCUUCCUCCCCAGCUCGGCAGCUACAAGUCCUGCCCUCCUCCCAGCUCUGCUGUCCCCGGGCAUGGAGCUGGCACUGCCCCCUUCCUGCGGUAAAUGCAGCCUCUGAACUGCGCAGCACAUUGGUGACUCUUCGGAAUGAAUCAUUGGUGGAGAAUGAAGAAACGUGUCAGGGAAUCGUCCUACUCUUCAUCAAUGAGACAACUCACUUGGUGUGUGACAGUCAGUGGAACCCACAGUCUCCUCUUGCACAUGUCGUAUGCAAAGAAUCAGGAUGUGGGGUUCCAAAUUCUACAUGGACACUAAUGUAUUCUCUAAAGAACUCCUAUGAGGCUGUCCAAGGUGUACAAUGUAAAGGAAACGAGUCCAGCGUGAAGGAGUGUGAGAAUGGAGGAGAAGCAGUGUCGGUCUGUAACCCCCAGAAGAGCAUUGCUGUGGUCUCCUGUAAGCAGAACGUCAGCGACCUCACAGAUGUGAACUCAUGGAGACUGUCCAGGGGCCGCACGUCUUGUGAUGGACAUGUAGAGGCCUUUACAGGUGACAGAUGGAGUCCUGUGUGUUUUGACAACAUCAAGAAAACUGAAGCUCCUCUGCUCUGUCAGCAGAUGGGCUGUACGCCGCAGUCACCUGUUUUCUCGCCACUAAACAAAGUCCGGUCAUCUGUGGAGCCUGUGACUAUUCAUUGUCUGGAGAAUGGGAGCUCUCUCUGGGAAUGUGACAGCAAUGCGCUUCAGACAUGUCCAUCUGGCUUGACAACCUACCUGCAGUGUAACCGCUCUCGAAUGGAGGAGUCUUGGCUUGUCUGGCUCACCAUAUGUCUCGCUGUCAUAAUGAUCCUGGUUUUCUGCUGGAUUCGGGUAGUCAAGUCAUGGAAAUGUUGCACUCAAUGUUUUCACAAGAACAGGCUUUACCUUUUCUGUAAAAAAUCCCUUCCGCCUCAUGGGACUCGGAGGAACAUUUAUCACAGGGAGCCCCCUGAUGUCAAUGUCCAGGAAACCAAUAGUCCUCCAUCUUCUCCAGGAAUCAUCCAGGAUCCAAGUGAAGUGAAUGCUUUGCUGGCUCCUCAUGGUUUCCGACUGAAUAACACCAUCACCCCUCCGCCCAGCUACAUGCACGCACUGCGGGUUUUGUCCCGUCCCCUGGAGAACACACAGACUCCGCCCCCGAGUUACCUCGAAGCGCUCAAGAUUCUGUCCCGACCGAUAUUGGUUCAUGUCAACGCCACAGAGUGUAAUGAGGAGAAAGAGGACCUGGAUGUUCUUACUCCUAAAGAGAAGGAAGAGGAUUCUUAAUGUCAGUCAGGAAAUUGUUCUUUUAUUUUAUGAUGAACUUUAUUUAUAGAUAUGAACUGGAGCUUUUUAUAAAUAUAUUAGCAGUAAAUACCUCACAUUACGGGUCUCUUUUUAUUAUAUGC
Molecule: messenger RNA, 1646 nt
Organism: Hyla sarda
Lineage: Eukaryota; Metazoa; Chordata; Amphibia; Anura; Hylidae
Product: scavenger receptor cysteine-rich type 1 protein M160-like
Exons: 8
Coding region: 154-1524 (456 amino acids)
Cellular component (GO): membrane
Source: RefSeq, a predicted model, not a curated record